UGCGCCACAACCCGCAGGACGCAGCAUGGGCCCAGAUGCGGGUUGGCCGCGCAGCCGCGAGGACGCGGGCGGAGGCUUCGUGGAGUCUCAGCUGCCGCCCUGACCGCCGCGCCCAGCGCCCCGGGACCCCGACGAGCCCUCGCCGGAGGCGGCACGACCCGCUACGAAAGCCGCCUCGGACGCCCCGGGAUCUUCCACUCAAGUGGGUCGUCAACAACCAUGGCGGGCGAGGAGGGGCGGGCGGAGCCGGGGGAGGUGACUGGGGGACGUUAGUCACGCCCCGCGCCCCCCUACGGUCCGGCCGGCGGCGCCAGGCCACGCCUCCCGAGGGCGGGGACAGUGACACACUUCCGGACGCGCCGCCCUCGCCGCAACGCCCUAGCCGGCGACGGGAAGUGAGGUUCUCGGAAGCGCCGCCGGAAGUGUACGGCGGCGACUCGGCGCCGGCGGUGAGCCACCGAGAAAGGCUUCCGGGCGGAAAGUGGAGCUCGCGAGAAGAGCUCCGGCACGAGCCCGAGACGGAGGAAGUGGUAGAAAGCGCCUACUACAAUCUGCGCUCUGGGCGGAGGCACUUGCCGCCGCCCGACCCCGACGACAUGAAGACGCGCCGAGUCACUCGCUUGCAGCAGCAGCAGCAGCAGCAACAGGAGCAUCUGCAGCGGUCGCCGCCGCCGUCCCCACCGGCCCCGGCCACCCCUCGGCGGGCGCUGCGGGACUCCCGAGUCUCCGAAGAGGAUGAACCAUCUUCGCAACAAGUUUUAAGCUCAACAAGCACAAAGAAAAGCAUGAGGACAUCUGAAGAGAUUCCGAGUAAGUUUCAUGAUCCUGUCUCUGUGCUCCGUAGACCACCACUAAGAUCUGGUAAGGGAUUAUUCGUGUUCAGAACCAAUGGAAGUACUAAGAUGAGUGAAUUAGAAGUUGCCAAUGUGCAGCAGCGGGCCAGUUCUUCGGAAGUUGACACCACGGAGGAUGAUGACCAAGGAAGCUCUAAGAGUGAUGAAUCAUCAGCCCAGCUCUGGUUGGGGGAGUCCAUGCAGUCUGAAGAUCAGCCUGUCAGAUCAAGUCAAUAUUCAGACCAACAGUCAUUGCAAUAUCAAGACGUUGCAGUUCAUGAUAAGUUACCUGCAGUGCUGAGUUCAGGAUAUCCAAAAAUAUCUCAGGAAUGGGACGAACAAAGUGGAGGAAUCAGGUCGAGGAGGCCAAUGCCCCCAGGAGGCAAGAGAUCAACAUAUGGCGGUUUCUCAGAUGAUGACAGUUUACCCAAGUCCAGAAACCAAUAUCCACCGACCUCCAGCCACCAGGAGGCCAAGCCGCCCAACAACACGUCAUAUCUGGGCAUCAAAUUGUUUUUCCUUCUGGUGAUGGCCUGUGGGGCCUUGUACGUGUGGCAACGUCAUUCUCCGGCCACAAAUGACCCAGGCGUGCGUGAGUUCCAGCAGCAGAUGCAGCAGCUGAUGGGGAAGUACCAGGCGCAGGACGAGAAGCUGUGGAAGAGAAGCGCUUUGUUCCUAGAGCGGCACCUCAACCACUCGCAGCCGCGCCCGCAGCCCGCAGUCCUGCUGCUGGCAGCUGCCCAAGAUGCUGAGGAGGUGCUGCGCUGCCUGAGCCAGCAGAUUGCCGAUGCCUACUCAGCCUCAUGGGCCCACCACAGCGUGCCAGCCAUCCGCAUUGAUGGCACAGGCAAGGCAGCGCAGGACAGUGACGCCGUCAAGCACGAAGUGGACCAGGAGCUGAGUACAGGCUUCGAGAGCGGCCAGAGGGCAGCCGUGGUGCACCGCUUCGAGUCCCUGCCUGCCGGGGCCACACUCAUCUUCUACAAGUACUGUGACCACGAGAAUGCAGCCUUCAAGGAUGUGGCCCUGGUACUUACUGUUCUACUGGAUGACCAGACGCUUGGUGCCAGUCCUGACCUGAAGCAGACGGAAGAGAAAGUGCGUGAUUUCCUCCGAGGCAAGUUCAUCGACCACCAGGGUCCCAGCGCCCACGACCGCAUGGACUCAGACAAGCUGAGCGGGCUUUGGAGCCGCAUCUCACACCUGGUCCUGCCCGUGCAGCCCGAACAGGCCCAAAAGCGAGGCACCUGCUUGUGACCCCAGGGAAAUGGGGGAGGCUACUCCAGGCCAAGAACUUUUUAGACUCCCUACACCAAAGUAGGCCUGGGAGCUCUUCAGAAAGGAACUGGUUUCUUUUGGAAAGGAAGCUCUGAUGUUAAAACAUGACUGUGCAAACCACUUUCUCCCAUUGCAUGGUCUGUUGCUUGAAAGGGUUCUUUGUUGUGUCCUCUGAGGUUAGGAGGGACUCCCACUCACCUCCACUCUAGUCUGGGUUUGAAUCAUUAUUGCUGUCCCUGAGGUGACCUGUGGGAGAAAUUCCCACCUUCCCUUUCACUCAGUCCCAGGAUUUGUUUAGCUUUAGGUUUUUGUUGGCUUUGGGAGCACACAUGGCAAUGCUCAUGGGUUACCCCCAGUUCUGCACUCAGGAUACUGCUCCUGGCAGGAUUUGGGACCAUAUGGGGUACCUGGGAUCGAAUUUGGGUCAAUUUUGUACAAUGCAAGUGCUCUCCUGCUGUCCUAUUGCUUGCUUUGGCCCCAAAGCUUUGGUUUUUGGUUUCUUUUUCAGGUUUUGGAAUUUGUACGAUAGCUUCCUGGAUGUGGCCAUGGGUUUUCCAUAUUCUUCUCUUUUACUUCAUUUUU
This is a messenger RNA of Suncus etruscus (white-toothed pygmy shrew), 2693 nucleotides long. RefSeq names its product torsin 1A interacting protein 1 (gene TOR1AIP1). Gene Ontology annotation, molecular function: ATPase activator activity. Gene Ontology annotation, biological process: nuclear membrane organization. Gene Ontology annotation, cellular component: nuclear membrane. Lineage: Eukaryota; Metazoa; Chordata; Mammalia; Eulipotyphla; Soricidae. The record is from RefSeq and is a predicted model, not a curated record. The transcript has 12 exons. Bases 36 to 2090 code for a protein of 684 amino acids.